Molecule: messenger RNA, 493 nt
Organism: Neolamprologus brichardi
Lineage: Eukaryota; Metazoa; Chordata; Actinopteri; Cichliformes; Cichlidae
Source: RefSeq, a predicted model, not a curated record
CGUUAAAAAAGUUUUGAGGAAGUUUUUUUGACAAAUCGAAACUGCCGCAGUUGUGACAGGAAGACUUGUCAGUUUGUCCUUAUACUGUCUGACUGUCGGGGUUUUCUUCACGGGGAAAAUGCAGAACAGUGCUUACGGGGCCUCUUUGGCCGGUGGCGCCUUUGAUUUAGCGAACUUUCUAAAACAGCCUCAAACUAUUUUGCGCUUCCUGAGCUGGAUAUUCUCUAUCGUGGUUUUUGCAACCAUCACAGCCGAAGGCUACCCCAACACGAAGGAAAAAGCUGAAAACGAGUGCAUGUUCCACAGCACUGACAGUGCUUGCAGUUACGGGGUGGGAGUCGGAGUCUUGGCCUUCUUGGCUUGUGUUUUGUUCCUCGUGUUAGAUGCCUACUUCCCGAACAUCAGCAAUGCCAAAGACCGAAAAUACAUUGUAAUAAGUGAUCUUGCUUUCUCUGGUAAGAGUUGGUUUUCAUUUUUUCACCAUAUAGUUUAA